Molecule: messenger RNA, 330 nt
Organism: Naegleria lovaniensis
Lineage: Eukaryota; Heterolobosea; Eutetramitea; Acrasida; Naegleriidae
Exons: 1
Coding region: 1-330 (109 amino acids)
Source: RefSeq, a predicted model, not a curated record
AUGGACAAGUAUCAAGAUUUUAGAGGUGAUGAUCAAAUCAUGGAUCCAAGACAACAAGAAGGGUCUUACCAGGGAAAUGUUGGCCGUGAUUUCAAUGAUGAUCAAUUCAAUCCUAAUUACAACUCUCCAGGUAGUCUGGACAGAUCAGCCAUGGAUGAAGGCGGUUAUGGAGGCGCUGGUGAGGAAGGAGGUGUUGGUGGUAUCAAAGAUUAUGUGAAGGAGAAGAUUAAGAGUAAAGUUUUUGGUGAUCGAUACAAUGAAGGAAGAAGAGAUUUCGGUGAGGAUGAACAAGGUUAUAACGAAGGAGGUGGAAGAGAUGAAGACCUUUAA